Molecule: messenger RNA, 2092 nt
Organism: Nicotiana attenuata
Lineage: Eukaryota; Viridiplantae; Streptophyta; Magnoliopsida; Solanales; Solanaceae
Product: DEAD-box ATP-dependent RNA helicase 36
Exons: 6
Coding region: 132-1610 (492 amino acids)
Molecular function (GO): RNA helicase activity; ATP binding; nucleic acid binding
Source: RefSeq, a predicted model, not a curated record
GUACCCUUUCCUUGCCAGGAGCCGUUUCUUUUCCAAGUUUUUCACAAGUGCAAAAUCAAGUCCCAUUUGCAGGUUUAGGGUUCAUCAGAAUUUUCCCAAAAAGCACUCACUUUGAUUACUCUAAUUGAGCAAUGGAAUACGAAGAACAAGUCCUUGUAGAUCAAAACUUCCCUUUAUUCUCCCGCAAAACUAAACCCACCACCAAAAACCCUGUUGCUGCUCCCGCCGCCGCCGCCGCCGCCGCCGAAAAUCCCAAGCAGCAGCUUCUCAAGGAGACCAACUCUAGUCCCACACCUAAUCACAUCACCUUCUCCGACUUGGGCCUCGCUGAAUGGGCAGUCCAAACAUGUAAGGAACUGAGCAUGAAAAAACCUACGCCUGUACAGUACCACUGCAUCCCUAGAAUCCUCUCCGGCCGAGAUGUAUUAGGUUUAGCUCAGACCGGUAGUGGAAAAACGGCGGCGUUUGCAUUGCCCAUUCUCCACCGCCUUGCUGAAGAUCCUUAUGGGGUGUCCUGUUUGGUGAUCACACCCACGCGGGAGCUUGCUUUCCAGCUGGCUGAGCAGUUUCGGGCCUUGGGUUCCUGCUUGAAUUUGCGGUGCGCUGUGGUGGUGGGAGGUAUGGAUAUGAUAACCCAGACCAAAACUCUGAUGCAAAGACCUCACGUGGUGAUAGCUACUCCCGGUAGGAUUAAGGUUCUCAUUGAACAGAAUCCUGAUAUUCCCCCUGUCUUCUCCAGAACUAAGUUCCUUGUGUUGGAUGAAGCAGAUAGAGUUCUAGACGUAGGGUUUGAAGAGGAAUUAAGGGCAAUAUUUCACUGCUUGCCAAAGAAUCGACAAACUCUUCUAUUCUCUGCAACAAUGACUAGCAACCUACAGACACUACUUGAGCUUUCUGCAAACAAGGCGUAUUUCUAUGAGGCAUAUGAGGGAUUCAAGACGGUAGAGUCGCUUAAGCAGCAGUACAUUUUUAUUCCCAAGAAUGUGAAGGAUGUCUAUCUGCAAUACAUUUUAUCCAAACUCGAAGAUUUGGGUGUUCGCUCUGCCAUCAUUUUUGUUUCCACCUGCAGGAGCUGUCAGCUUUUGGGUUUGUUGUUGGAAGAACUCGAAAUGGAGGCUGCGGCAUUGCAUUCAUACAAGUCCCAGUCACUGAGGCUUUCUGCACUUCAUAAAUUCAAAUCUGGGCAGGUCCCAAUAUUGGUUGCUACUGAUGUUGCCAGUCGCGGUUUAGACAUUCCGACGGUUGAUCUGGUGAUAAAUUAUGACAUCCCAAGGUAUCCACAGGAUUAUGUUCAUCGUGUUGGACGUACGGCAAGAGCUGGAAGAGGUGGACUUGCUGUCAGCUUUAUCACUCAGAAUGAUGUGGAUCUCAUUCAUGAAAUAGAAGCCGUGCUCGGGAAACAAUUGGAGAAAUUUGAAUGUAAAGAGAAUGAGGUGCUUGCUGAUAUCACAAAGGUUUACAAGGCUAGGCGUGUCGCAUCAAUGAAGAUGAUGGAUGAUGGCUUUGAGGAGAAAGCAGAAAGUCGUAAAGCUCAGAAAGUGAAAAUGCAAAAUGAGAGAAAGGGAAGGAAUAAAAAGCAGAAAAGAGAAAGAGUAGCAAAAGACGUAUAAGAUCUUCGAUCUUAUGAUUUUACGAGUAGCAGACGUUUCUAUGGGAGCUGCAUUUUGCACAAGCGGCUACAGAGGAACAUGUUAGUUAUCAGAUGUGGAGUUUUUGAGUUAUUUCUCCACUCAUCAGCCAAAAAGGAGAAUUUUUACGUUCUUCUUAAAGUCUUGCACCAUCACACUUAGAGAGAUCAAGAGGUUCCUUAAUAUCCAACUUAUCGUUAUUGCUCAAUUGGUCAUUCUUGACAGCAAUGGAAAGAAACAACGUCGAAAUGAGGUCUGCAACCUUUCUUUUGGCAAUGAAUCAGCUUGACCGCUUGGACUGAUAGUUUCUAUAUGUAAUUUGUUUUGAAAUAUUGUUUACAUAGUGAAAUUUUUGGGCGAGACAACAUUGGAUGAAUCGGCUUGUAACAAUGUGUCUCAGCUCCUGGAAUGUUCAUAGUUGAUAUUUCUGUAUAUUAGCUAUUUAAGGCACCGUUUGUCCAUAA